Molecule: messenger RNA, 342 nt
Organism: Aegilops tauschii subsp. strangulata
Lineage: Eukaryota; Viridiplantae; Streptophyta; Magnoliopsida; Poales; Poaceae
Source: RefSeq, a predicted model, not a curated record
AUGGCGCCGAAGAAGACACCGAAGGGCAAGUCGGGCUUCUUCGGCGUGAGGCAGAAGCCCUCCGGCAACUGGGGUGUGGAGUUCUCCGACGCCGGAAGGCGUUGGUGGAUCGGCACGUACCCCUCCGCCCACGAGGCCGCGCGUGCCUACCACGUGGCGGUGUGGCGUGCCGAGAGGCCUCGGUCGCACCUCAACUUUCCAGGGAUCGAGAGUCGGGCGGAAGCGGAGAUGCUUGUGCCGCAGGGCAUCAACAUGAAGGAGAUCACGACAAAGAAGAAGAAGACGAAGAAGAAGCCGUCGGUUGUCGUCGUGCUGGCGAGACCGAUGAGGAGGCGAUGGUGA